Messenger RNA from Chaetomium fimeti, 2049 nucleotides. RefSeq lists its product as uncharacterized. The coding region runs from base 1 to 2049 and encodes 682 amino acids. Lineage: Eukaryota; Fungi; Ascomycota; Sordariomycetes; Sordariales; Chaetomiaceae. The transcript is spliced from 3 exons. The record is from RefSeq and is a predicted model, not a curated record. Gene Ontology annotation, molecular function: zinc ion binding.
AUGAUACCGAUUCGGCCACGCGGUGGUGCCUCAACCAGAUCUAGCAGGCAAGCGGUUGUCGAGACCCCACAGUCUCGGGUCGUGCCGAGGCCGGUCCCAGAACGAGAGACCAAAGAUAAAAAGAGUUACCACAUUGAUCAAAUCAAGCGUCGAUAUUCCGCUAAGGAAACCGACCUCGGUCACGGAGAGGUUUCCCUUUCCUUCCACCUGAAACCAUCUGACCCGGACUUCCCCUUCGACCUCGACCACUUGGAAUGCGAUCUCCGCGUCCCGGAGGGCUACCCAAAGAACCCACCCCAACUACGAAUCAAGAACAAGGAUAUUGCUCGGGGGUUCUCCAUCAACAUCGAAAGGGGUUGGGAAGAUCUCGUCCGGGAGAAGCGCGGCGCCACCCUCCUCACCUUGACUAAAGCUCUGGAUAGGAAACUGGAGGAACUGUUGUCAAAGGAGAAGGUGGAGACGGUCAAGUUGACCAUAUUCAAGGGUACCAGGAAUCAGGAUGCUGAACCGGCUUCCGUACCAGCUUCACAGCCUGUCAAAACAGUCACCAAACCGCCUGUGGAUCGGCCAUACAUCCCCGAGGAAUCAUACUCCAAGGACCAGAUCGCUGAAGCUAAAGCACGACGAGCCCAAGAUGUGAGGCAACUCGAAGCUCGCAUGAGCCGUUCUCCGGUUUACCAAAAGUCCAGCGACGGCAUUAUCUACACCUUGUCCCUGCAACCGAACCGCAGGGCCAGCCUUCCCCCGGGUCUUCAGCCCGUCCAGUCUGUCCAACUCAUCAUCCCGCUUCUCUAUCCCCUCCAACCGUUAAGGAUCCUCUUAAACGACGUUGAAUCUGAGGAUGCCGAGCCGGUCGAGGAGCUCUUCAUACAGAAGGCCGCCGAGCAGAAGCAGAUGUCCUUGACAAGCCAUCUGAACUACCUCGCCCAGAACAUGCACAGCUUGGCGAAGCAGGCUCAGAAGACGGUCGCCGAGGCUGCGCCAGCCCUUGAUAAACCCGUUAAUGCGGUACAGGGGGCAGAAAAGGCCACACGCCCGUCCUCUAUGGAUACGGGGAAGGGCCAUGUGCAUGUCAUCCCCCGACCUAUGGAAUGGGCUCUUGACGAUGGCACUGACAGCUCCGAGUCCGAAGACGACUCAUACGAUGAGGACGACGAGGAUGGAGGGGCCGUCAUCGAGGAGGCAGGGCCGUCUGAACCCAGCUUGCCCAUACAAACGCCGGAACGCGGGACAGCAAUGUCGUUCCCUUCUGUCGAACUGUAUGGCAUCGAGCUACUCCAGGUUUCGAUGCUCAACCUCAACAUCAAAUGCGAGCGCUGCAAGACCAUCAACGAAAUAACCGGUCUAGUAGACAACCUUGAAAAAGCCAGCAGCUGCAAGAAGUGCGCCACCCCCUUCACCGUCCGCUUCCGCCAGGAGCUCAUCCACCAACACUCGACCCGCGCCGGCUUCAUCGACGCCACCGGCUGCACCGUAGCCGACCUCCUCCCAAGCACCUUCACCCCAACCUGCGCAACCUGCUCCACCCCCUCCCGCACGGGCUUCACCUCGGUGCGCGGCGAGACGACCACCAACGUCUGCCGCGACUGCCACACCCGCUUCACCUUCGCGCUCCCGGACGUACGCUUCCUCGCCUAUUCCCCCGGAUCUCAGGAGCUACCACCACCCACAACCGGCCCGCGCCGCCGCCAGGAGCGCCUGGGCCUGCGCGCGGGCGAGCCGCUCCCCGCGAGGGGGGCUUGUAGCCAUUAUAGGAGGAGUUAUCGGUGGUUUCGGUUCUCGUGCUGUGCGAAAGUGUAUCCGUGUGAUAAGUGCCAUGAUGCGGAGGAGGAGCAUGGGAAUGAGUGGGCGGCGAGGAUGGUGUGUGGGUGGUGUAGUCGGGAACAGCGGUUUCAGAUGGAGAGUUGUGCGUUCUGUGGGAGGAGUGUGAUUGGGAAGAGGGGGAAUGGGUUCUGGGAGGGUGGCAAGGGGACGAGGGACCAGAGGCUGAUGAGGCGUGGGGAUAAGAGGAAGUAUAGGCGGCUGGGGACGGCGAAGAAGAAGGACUGA